GCAAAACUAUUAUAGAAGAUUUACAACGAAGCACUGCAAAGUUUACCGGAGAACAUCGACAAGAUGUUCUUAAAUGGUUGAAAACUAUCGAAAUUAAAUUUGAUACGGCAGACAUUCCAACGGCUAAGAAGUUUGAUUUAAUUCCACAAUUACUAGAUAAAGGAGCACUUGAUUGGUUUCAAGAAAAUAAAACGAAGUUUAACAAUUCCUGGAGCCUCUUCGUUGAACAUUUCAAAAGAACAUUUGAUUCUCCAAACCGGGCUAGAAUCGCAAUGCAAAAGCUUAAUUCUUACACUCAAUCACCAUACCAAGAUGUUCGCAGUUUCUGCAGUGAAAUGCGGAAACUAUUUUCGGAAGCUGACCCGCAAAUGAGUUCUACGAUGAAGUUAGAAUUUUUAUUGGCAAAAGUGAAUCCUAGUUAUCGCCUUGAUUUAUUGAAACUGAAACCAAAAGAUCCAACAGAAUUUGAAACAAUGGCACGGGAUAUUGAAAACAUCUAUCUUGUGAAUGAAGCCAUUGACCAAAAUACUCAGUUCAACACAUCAUUUUCUUCUUCAACUUCCGCUCUUCUUUCUGAUGCACCUCAUCCUGUUUCGUCGAAUUAUCAACAAACGAUUCGCAAUAACAAUUACACUAGCACUAACCGGUACACCAGUUCGUCUCGACACAAUUCCUCUUACCCCAACAAAGCUAAUUAUUCGCCACGAUUUUCGUCCAGAACUUCAUUUAGACAAGAUCGAACGCCUUCGUACCAAUCUUCUAAUAAUCAACAGCCCGGUAAUUCUGUCAAUGCUCGCAACACCACCCGUCAAAAUCUUUUCAACUAUCAAUCCUCUUCUGCAACACAACAAUCUCAACUACAACCACCGUUAUCUACAUCUAGCAUUCCUCCACUUAUGCCAUCUUCGUCUUCAGUUUCUCCACCACUCUCACAAUUGUCCCACCCUCCUGCAUCAGCUGCUACUGUAAUUUGCCAAUGGUGUUCUCAAUCCGGUCAUUCAGCUCGGGAUUGCCAUUUUUAA
This is a messenger RNA of Rotaria sp. Silwood2, 1022 nucleotides long. NCBI's taxonomy places the organism in Eukaryota, Metazoa, Rotifera, Eurotatoria, Philodinida, Philodinidae. The record is from the annotation of a GenBank genome assembly.